This is a messenger RNA of Anopheles aquasalis, 900 nucleotides long. RefSeq names its product protein lethal(2)essential for life. The record is from RefSeq and is a predicted model, not a curated record. Gene Ontology annotation, biological process: protein refolding; response to heat. Gene Ontology annotation, cellular component: cytoplasm; nucleus. Lineage: Eukaryota; Metazoa; Arthropoda; Insecta; Diptera; Culicidae.
GUUCAAAUCCAAGCAAGCGCUACCGAAGCAAGCCAAACAAAGCAAACGCAAACGAAGCAAACGAGACAAAUCUCUCCAAACCGCAUCCUGCAAGCAAGGACAUUCUUGUACCAACAAGUGGUUAACAAUCGUUUUUCGUGAAAAGUGAAGAGUUAAACUCCAGUGAAAAUAUGUCGAUCGUACCGAUUUUCUUCCGUAACUGGUGGGAGGAUGAGUGGGACCGUCCGCUGUGGAAUUCUCGCCUGCUGGAUCAACACUUUGGCGGAGGUGUAACGGCCGAUGAUCUUCUGAACGUGCUCUCUACGGUGGCCGAUUCCCAGAACCGCAGAUUGCAGCAGUCGCAGCAGCAUCGUCAUCAUCCUUCAGGACGCUACAUUCGCCCGUGGCACAGCUCCUGUGUGGCCAAUAAGCGGGACAGCGGCUCGACGGUGAAUGUGACCAACGAUAAGUUCCAAAUCAAUCUGGAUGUGCAGCAGUUCGCCCCGGAGGAGAUCUCGGUGAAAUACGUGGACAAAAGCCUGGUGGUGGAAGGAAAGCAUGAGGAGAAGCAGGACGAGCAUGGAUACAUUUCGCGCCACUUUGUACGCCGCUACACGCUGCCGGUUGGGCACAACGAGAACCAGAUCGAAUCCUCGCUUUCGUCGGACGGCAUCCUGACCAUCACAUGUCCUCGUCUGGCCAUCGAACAGAAACCGGAGAAAUCGAUCCCAAUUACCCAAACUGGACAGCCACUGAGGGUGGCUGCACCGGACAAAGAAUCUAAUGAAAAUCGUUCAGCUAAACCAAAGGAAGGAGACAAGAUGGAAUCGUAAUCCCUUUUGCAUUAGAAGAAAAUACCUUUUUUUGUGUCAAGACUGCUCAUUUAAUUUAAUAAUAAAAUAUCCAUUUCAAGACAAGUAA